CUCGAGCCUGAGGGGCCGGAGCUUCGGCCGUCAUCAUCACAGCAAUUUGAGCCCCUUGACAGUGACUUCUAGAAACGUGCACAUAAUCCAUUGCAACCUUCCCACUCUGUCACCCAGGAGGAGCACCAUGGAGGGAGACUGCCUGAGCUGCAUGAAGUACCUGAUGUUCGUUUUCAAUUUCUUCAUUUUUCUGGGAGGGGCCUGCCUGCUGGGCAUCGGGAUCUGGGUGAUGGUGGACCCCACUGGAUUCCGGGAGAUCGUGGUCGCUAACCCCCUGCUCAUCACGGGCGCCUACAUCCUGCUGGCCAUGGGCGGCCUGCUGUUUCUACUGGGCUUCCUGGGCUGCUGCGGAGCCAUCCGUGAGAACAAGUGUCUGCUGCUGUUUUUCUUCAUGUUCAUCCUGAUCAUCUUCCUGGCAGAGCUCUCAGCAGCCAUCCUGGCCUUCAUCUUCAGGGAAAAUCUCACCCGUGAGUUCUUCACUAAGGAGCUCACCAAGCACUACCAGGGCAAUAAUGACACGGACGUUUUCUCUGCCACCUGGAACUCUGUCAUGAUCACAUUUGGCUGCUGUGGAGUCAAUGGACCUGAGGACUUCAAGCUUGCAUCGGUCUUUCGACUGCUGACUCAGGACAGUGAGGAGGUGCCAGAGGCCUGCUGCCGGAGGGAACCCCAGGCUCGGGAUGGGGUGCUGCUGAGCAGGGAAGACUGCCUGCGGGGGAAGAGCCUAUUCAUAAACAAACAGGGGUGUUACACGGUGAUCCUCAGUGCCUUCGAAAGCUAUGUCUACCUGGCUGGAGCCCUCGCCAUAGGGGUGCUGGCUGUCGAGCUUUUUGUCAUGGUCUUCGCCAUGUGCGUCUUCCGGGGGAUCCAGUAGGUGUGGCCUGCACCUUGCCCCGCCCACCACGCCCAGUACCCAGCGCCCCCUCUCCCCUAUCUUCUCAGCCCCAGGGGAGGAGCAGGCCAUCAUGGAUGGCCAGAAGGCCAGGGGCAUAUAGCUAUUUUUUAGUAAGACAAAGUGAAGACAGAAACGUGGACUGAGAUGCCCAUGCCUGCACUCCAGGAGGCCCAGGAUACAGUCUGCUCUGGCGACCAAAGGACACCAGUCCUAGGGCCCCUUGGUCCAACGUGACUCAGAUGUCCCCAGGCCUGGGUCCCUGGGGCCAAGGCAGGGAGGAUGUAGCCUCAGGGAGGCAGAAGUGAGUGCGUCUUGGAGAAGCUGCCCAAGCCCCAGGAGCCCUGAGGAGGCAGUUUUGCCAGAUCCUUAAUGACACAGAGCCUACGGCCCAAUCUCUGAUCUUCCAGGAUGGAGUCGUCCCCGCUUCCAGCUGGGGCCAAGAGUGGCUGCAUGUGGGCCCUGGAUCCAGGAGUGGCUCCACUGGCAGAGCCCUUACUUUUCCCAUCUGUUGCCCAGAGAGGGACAGUGGCCUGCCCAUCAUCACACAGCACGUGCAUGACAGACAGCUCUGACAAGAACCUGGGUCAUCUCCAGCUGCUGUCACUCCAUCCGGGAUUCUUAUCACUUCUGCUGCUCACACACCCCACCCCUCCGCAUCCUGGCACCCCAGAAAACAGGGCAAGCUGGCCAGGAACUGCCCUUUUCCAGCUCUAAAGCUGAGAAAAUUCUGUACUAUGUCCACCCCAUAUCUCUGUCCAAGCCCCCUCCCAUGAACAUGUAUCACAUCCCCUGAUCCUCUCUGCCCACCUCUCCACACAGGCCAUCCCCAUCCUGUUCUACCCAAACUCCUGGUGUUCAGAGUGAAAGCAGCCCCCAAGAUCAUCUGGCUCCCCCUCCCCCUCCCCCAAAACUGAGGCUUGGAUGUGUUGUGCAAGACCCCUGCCCCCUCUUCUUGCAUCCCUCCAGGGACUGAGAGCUCACUACCUCCCGAGGCAGCCUUCUGCCUCUGGAUGCUCUGACUUUAGCAUCAGCUCCAGGACAGAAGAGGGUCUGCUUCCCUGUGGUUCCGUCCAUGCCUCCCACUCACUUCCACUCCUCCCUGGAGUUUAAGGUCACAUCUUGACUCCCUGGGGCCCUCUUGUCUCUAGCCUGAUGAACCCCACGGCAUCUCAGCCACUUCUGCUGUGACACCGUUUCCUGUCCUUUCGCUGUCCAUGUGACAUUGUAGCAUUCCCUCCAGGCUCAGGCAGAGAUUUUAGAAACACAGGUUUACACCAGGCUUCAGACUAACCAGGAUGACAACUGGCUUGUGAGCUGCCUUGACCAUGACCAAUCAGGAGUAGCCACUAGAGCCGUGCUAAGGAUCCCAGAAUUGGUCUGGAUCAGGGGAUCUCUUUAGUGCUGUCUGUCAAAACAUAGAGUUUGAUUAGCGACAUCUGCCAUGGGCACAGGGAUGACAGAACAAUAUGAUGCCCGCUCUCCUUUCUCUACUGUCCCUCUUCAGGUCCUAGGAAAAGCCUAUUCUGUCUCAUAAGCCACUGGCAACCUGGGCCAGUUCCAGCCUCCCUUCCUUCCUGCCUGGCACUCCUGCCUUUGUCCCCUGCCCCUUCUGAGACGCAGCCAGCUGUGCCUGCUCACUAGGGUCAUGCUGACCCUCCUCCCAUGUGCUCCCUCUCCUCUUCCUGCUGUCCCCACCAGUCCUGGACUUUCUCCAGGGCCUCUGACCUCCAUCCACCCAUCCUGUCCCUGUGACAGCUUGCUCUGGCAU
Molecule: messenger RNA, 2663 nt
Organism: Castor canadensis (American beaver)
Lineage: Eukaryota; Metazoa; Chordata; Mammalia; Rodentia; Castoridae
Source: RefSeq, a predicted model, not a curated record